UACUUGCGUGCUUUGUCGUGCCCUUGACGCAUGCACAGGGAUGCCGGCUCAUGAAAAUUGGCUGCGGAGAGACCCGAAUCCUAAACUUUUUUCACCUCUUGGCCGUGGCAAGAUUCGUCAAGAUACAUUAUGCGAUCGGGCUUCUUAAGAUUUCACCCGAGAGGAACGGAAACAGCCGGGAAUAUGAUUUAUCAUGGGUUAAUUGCCUAUCUAUUGUCUCAAGCCAGCGGUCACCGGCUGUCGCCGAAAUCUACACCGAACGCCGAGAUGAUUUGACAGUGGAGUAAAACCCAUGGGCGGUGCUUGUUGACCUGUUGCCUCUAUCGAAAAACUCCCCCAGAGACAACCCCUUACUCCACCCAGUCUAUCAAACAGAAAUCCAUGUACCUUCCUGAUAUCGACACCCCAAACAAGUGUCAUCUCCUAAGCGCCAAUGCAAGCUCCAGUCGGCGGGCGCUCACUGAUUGCGGCCGCCAUCACCUUUCUGUGGAGGAGAGGACGUGUUGGCCUGCGUGGUGUUGAUCCAUCCGCUGAUCAUGUUCGUCAAUCCGUCAAUCCUGGUGCGCAUCUCCUCGAUAGACUGCAUGACGUGUGCAUUCUGGUUCUGGACCUCUUUCCUGGCCACAUUGCGGCAUAUGCCCUUUGCCUUGUUGGUCUGGAUCUGCAUUCGCUCAUCUGACUGCAGUUGCGCCCUGAUUCCGCAGAGCUCCUCUUUGAUGCCAAAGAUGGUGUCGUCCAUCGUCUGAGUUGUCGUCACACCCAGACCAGACAUGCCCUUGGCCAGGUCCGAAAUGUUGCUGCAUCAGCCUGUUAGUCGAGGUGUUCCCCCUUAUGCCGCCGCACAUUAGUGGUAUGAGGGUACCUACUCCUGUGGGCGCCGCUGCUGGUUUGAGCUUCCUGGAGGGUGAGCCUGCACCGACGCAGAUUGCUGGCUGCCUCCGCGGUUGAAGGGGUUCCUUUGACUCAUGGUGCUGGGGGGCUGCGUUUCCUGAGACAUCACAGCCAGAUGUUAAUUAACAACCUCAACAAAGCGAACUUCCUGGUGGUCAAGAUACAAACAGAACCGGAUGGACAGUUGUUAAACUGCCACUGGUAGCACAAGCAUAACAUAGUGAGAAGUGAUAUUUUGCUUCAGAGUCUGGUAACGUCUUCCGUAGGAACAAAGCCGCGCCAAUCAUACCACCCAACUGUGUUUCAACCACAAAGAUUCUCGCUGCAGAUGCUACCACAGACAAUCUUGAUUUGGUUGUAUCCGGCAUCUGCCAUGAACCACAUUAUGCAGCAACAAAGCACCCUCAACAACUCAGCAACAGAGAUAGCGAGUUCCUACUCCCCACUGUCGCCACUCUGAAGCGCUCAACAAGGUUUACCACAGUGACUCGACCUUUUGCUAACUUACAUUUUACUUCAGGCAUAUGGGGUUGCCAAUCUUUUCUUCAUUCUUUCAACUGUCAUUUCUCAACUUGGACUAGGUUUUAUAGUAGACGGGUCAGAUCUUGGUUGGAGGGCGACUACCGUAUUCCCUGUCCUGCCUUGUAUGCAACGGCUAACAACAGGUCGCCAACAUGCGCUCCCUGGCCGCACAUCCACAGUGCGCCCGCACGCCUUUUGGGGUCAAAGGAAAAGGGUGCUGUAGCCCGCAUCGUCCCCUGUUUGGCUCAGUCAUGCUGGACAAGACAAUCAAAGGAUCUCACUACCAACAGAUUCGGUGUUUGACCCUGCUGCUAGCCGUAUCGCCCCUCCCGACAAACACCGCACCGUUGGAGACAAAGCCAAAAUGAUAUGUUAUCUGCCGUUGCAUAGAGCAGUGCAGAAGAACGACCUGGAAGCCGCGCGGCAUACCCUGGACAUGGGAGCGAGCACGGUCGCCAGGGACGACGGAGAUGGGGAAGCUCCUUGCACUCCUGUCACAUCUUUCCCUGAGGAACAAGCACGGGCAUACAGCACUCUAUAUUGCGGCAGUCAAGGGCCUGCGGCCGUCCCGUGUAGAGCUUUUGCUGCCACAUAUGCGCAGAGAAGUGCUGCCGGUGAGGCAUCGCAACGAGGGUUUUGGUGAGGAUUGGGUUGCAAGCGAGGAGAAGCACGGUGGAGGCGUCAGCGUACUGCUUGCGGCGACGCACUUUCCGCGGCAGGCGUGGAUGGGCGAGGCAUCUGGUGUUAUGGUUCGCUCAAUGGAGCUUUUGAUGGACGCCAUAGGCUGUGAUUUUGACCGGCGCGAAGAUGGGGAGAUUCUAGAGACGCUCCGCAAGUGUGUCCUUAUUAACCUGGUGGAAACUGCUUGGGCAACUUGGCAGUCCGAAAGGCCUAGCGCCGACGUCUCAAUUGAAUGAUCGAAGCGCCCUUCUCCAAGAUACUACUGCCAGAUGAGAUUAGAGGUCAUGCAAGACCCAGGUACUAGCCGCCGCAAGCUAUUUGCCUGGUGUGAUCGGACAGGAGCGGGGAAAAGCCUCGAGACUACAGUUUAAUCCCAAAGGCGAAGGCGAAUUAGACGCUGGAACACGACCGAUUCGU
Messenger RNA from Pyricularia oryzae 70-15, 2511 nucleotides. RefSeq lists its product as uncharacterized. The record is from RefSeq and is a predicted model, not a curated record. The transcript is spliced from 2 exons. NCBI's taxonomy places the organism in Eukaryota, Fungi, Ascomycota, Sordariomycetes, Magnaporthales, Pyriculariaceae. Bases 1884 to 2330 code for a protein of 148 amino acids.